Impatiens glandulifera is the source of this 2630-nucleotide messenger RNA. RefSeq names its product probable receptor-like protein kinase At1g30570. The record is from RefSeq and is a predicted model, not a curated record. The transcript is spliced from 2 exons. Bases 255 to 2528 code for a protein of 757 amino acids. Gene Ontology annotation, cellular component: plasma membrane; plasmodesma. Gene Ontology annotation, molecular function: ATP binding; transmembrane receptor protein tyrosine kinase activity. Gene Ontology annotation, biological process: protein autophosphorylation. Lineage: Eukaryota; Viridiplantae; Streptophyta; Magnoliopsida; Ericales; Balsaminaceae.
ACACCAGACGUCUGUUUCAGAUUCUCAGACUUUAAAGAAAACGAUAGAAUGCGACACACCCAUCUCUAUUUCUUUUGAUUUUCAGUUCAUUUUCAGCACAAUCCACCUUCUUACAAGAAGGAAAAAGUGUGUUUUUCUUUCUGGGUUUUGUCAAAUUUCCUUACUUAGAUCUGUAAAGGAGGAUUCCGAUGCUAAUAAUGGACAGAUUCAAGGAAAAUUAAUGUCAAGCUUCGAUCUAAAGCUUGAAGACGACAAUGGUGAUCUUUCUGGCGAUUAUCUAUUUACUUUUUGGAGGUGCAAUCGGAGAAACUGAAAAGAACACAUUUUUAAUCAAUUGCGGCACAAAUGGAAGCUCCAUUAUUGAUGGUAGAAAAUGGGUAGGAGACAUUGAACCAAACAACAAUGUCACUCUCAGCAGUUCUUCUGUUUUAUUGGUGUCUAAUUCUUCCUCCUCUUUCAAUGAAGAUUCUUCAUUAUAUUCAACAGCCCGUUUAUUUACAGAUAACCUAAACUACACUUUCAGAGGAUUUCAAGGAAAUUACUUCCUUAGAUUACAUUUCCACCCCAUCUCUUCCCCUAACUACGACGAUAAAAGAUCAUUCUUUUCCGUGGAAGCGAACGGAGUCAAGCUACUGUCGAAAUUCAACGUCGCCGGAGAAAUUCAACUCAGAAAAUCAUCUCCCCUGUUCUUGAUUCAGGAAUAUUUCCUUAAAAAUGAUCUUGAAUCUUUAGUGAUUGGUUUUGUUCCUGAUAAAGGCUUGUUUGGAUACGUGAACGCCAUCGAAAUUGUACCGGUUGUCGACGAUGAUUCUCUGUUUAAUAAACGGGUCGGGAUUCAAACGAUGUACAGAUUAAACGUGGGUGGGAUGGAUAUCAAACCGGGUCUUGACGAGCUAUUUAGAUCUUGGGAAGUCGACAGCGGUUACAUGCUUUCUUCAGAAGCCGGGUUUGAAAUCGAAAACAAAUCUUUCGUCGGGUAUGGGUCUGUUAACGAUACGAUAAUGGCUCCGAUUUCGGUUUACGAAACCGCCCGAACUUCGACUAACGCUCAAGUUCUCGAGAAGAGAUUCAACAUGUCUUGGGAAUUCGUGGUUGACCCGGGUUUCGAUUAUUUAGUCCGAUUGCAUUUUUGCGAGCUGGAAUUUGAUCGCGAAAACCAAAGAAAAUUCAGAAUUUACGUUAACAAUAAGACCGUUGCCGAUAAUUUCGAUGUUUUUAAACUUGCCGGAGGAAAGAACCGGGCUUUUCAUCAAGAUUUUGUUGAUUCUGUGUCGGAUAUGAUCGACACGAUCUGGGUUCAGCUCGGCCCGACUGUAGCUCUCGGAUCUUCAGAAAGCGAUGCUUUAUUAAACGGGCUUGAAAUCUUCAAGCUGGGUCGAAACGGCGAUCUUACCCGUUUGGAGAAAUACAAUCGUCCUCGCAAAACUAAACAAACAAAAAAUCUCAUCCUUUGGGUUGGAAUCGGGGCGGGUCUGGCCACUAUUCUUGUUAUCGGGUGUCUGCUCACGUUGAUAAUUCGUCUAUGCAAAACGCGAAAAAAUAAACCAAGAGGACUCGGGUCGGUGUCCAUAUCCGGAGUGAGUAGGAAUUUUACUCUAGCUGAAAUUAAAGCCGCAACGAAUAAUUUCGAUGAAAAACUUAUCCUUGGAGUGGGCGGAUUCGGAAAAGUAUAUAAAGGCGAGAUCGAGGAAGGAUUUACUGUCGCGAUUAAACGGGCCAACCCGCAAUCCGAACAGGGGCUAAAAGAGUUCCAAACCGAGAUCCAGAUGCUAUCCCGGUUACGACACAAACAUCUUGUUUCCAUGGUGGGUAUUUGCGAAGAAGGUAACGAAAUGAUAUUGGUUUAUGGGUAUAUGUCAAAUGGAACAUUAAGAGACCAUCUUUUAGGACAAAACAACGUAAAUAAUCCAUUGAAUUGGAAACAACGAUUGGAAAUAUGUAUUGGGGCAGCCCGAGGGCUUCAUUACCUUCACACGGGGUCUGACCGGGGCAUCAUUCAUCGCGAUGUUAAAUCGACAAAUAUAUUGUUAGACGAGAAUUUGGUAGCGAAAAUGGCUGAUUUCGGGUUGUCGAAAAGUGGACCUUCUUUGGACCAUACACACGUGAGCACGGCUGUUAAAGGAAGCUUGGGUUAUCUUGACCCGGAAUACUUUAGGCGACAACAAUUGACCGAGAAGUCGGAUGUUUAUUCGCUUGGUGUUGUUUUGUUGGAGGUUGUUUGUGCUAGACCGGUUAUAUAUCCUUCUUUACCUAAAGAUGAGAUAAAUUUGGUCGAGUGGGCUAUGAAAUGGCAAAGGGAGAAAAAACUUGAAACUAUAAUUGACCCGUAUUUGAAAGGACAAAUCUGCCCCGAAUCGUUGGAAAAGUUUGGGGAGAUUGUCGAGAAAUGUCUUUGCGACGAAGGAAAGAUUCGACCAACAAUGGGGGAAGUUCUUUGGCAUUUGGAAUGCGUUUUGCAGAUUCAUCAAGCUUGGAUAUGUGAAACAAAUGGAGAAGAAACAAUGGAUUCAAAUAAUCUUGUAUUGUAAUUUGUAAUUAGUGUUUGUGAUCCCUAAAGGUUUGUUGUAAUUCAUAAUAAUCUUGAGUGUUUAAUUCAAAUUGUAAUUUCAUGAAUAAUUAUUACUAUCAUC